AUGGCAGCAUCUUCCUCCUCUUCUUCAGCUGGGGGGGUCAGCGGAAGCUCUGUCACUGGAUCAGGAUUUAGUGCUUCAGAACUCAUACCGCCUCGCAAAGUACUCUACACAUAUCCCAAAGGAGCCGGAGAAAUGAUGGAAGAUGGCUCUGAUAGAUUUUUGUGCGAGUCUGUUUUCAGCUACCAAGUUGCGUCUACACUCAAGCAGGUGAAACAUGAUCAACAAGUGUCUCGCAUGGAGAAACUAGCAAGCUUGGUUGAGGAGCUCGAAGCAGACGAAUGGCGGUAUAAACCAAUCGAACAGCUGUUGGGUUUCACACCUUCAUAAGCAAAGAUGUGGGCCUUCUGACAUAUGGACUGCUCAAGAAAGCUAGAACUUCUGAAGACUUCAGUUUGAAGAGGUCGUACAUCAGCAACCACAGCCAGCGUCCCUUUGUGUUUAAAUGGCUGGCACUCCCUCCGUAAAUCAGUCAAAAGGACCAUCAGAUUAAUUUCUAAAUUAUUUUUCGUCUAAUGUUCAUUUGUUGCAUUACACCCUAGCAAAUUGUAAAGACCUCUUUUUAAUGUGCACCGGUUCAUAAGUUUACAUCUUGCAAAGAUAUUUUUAGCUCUUGUGGCUUUCAAAGAAAAUGGCCAUGGUUGAAGCAAGUAGACCAGUGGAGAAAGCGGGCAUGCGUAGGCAUGUUUGUCCUCCUUUGUUUGCUCGGUGGCUUCAGAUUGUCAGUUCUGAUUUGCCUUUGUCAAACCUCUACAUUUAAUGACCAGUUCUGAAAGCACAUAGAACUAGACACAAGUUCUAGCUCGAUCUAGAAUGUCUCUUACUUCACACCUGAAACUCUUGUUUCCUGUUUAAAUACUAAAGUCUCAUGGUAUGUCAAUGGACAGUCUUUUUUCAGAAACUUUUAUUUUAUUUGGAUACGUAAAUGCAAUUCAAUAACUUUUUUUUCUUUUUGUAUUUGGUAUGAUUGUGUAAUUAACAGAAUUGUUUAUUUUUUCCAGUACUGACAAUGUAAUUAUGAGAUUUUCAGCAGCAUCAAUUGUAUGUUCUAUUCCCCCCCCCCCCAAGUUUAGAAUUAGUUUUUGAACUGUAUCAGUAAUAAUCAAGCUUUUAAAAUUACCUAUGUAAUCUUUUUGUGCAUGUGUAUGUGUUUUAUUUAUUAAUUUGGUUCACCAAAAUCCUUCAAGACAUCUCCACAUCAUUCAACAAAAAUGGACGUGGAUGACUCAGAUAUUUAACCCUCUGUGCAAGUCACAAGUAUUUUUUUAAAUGCAUUUGGCCAUAUUAAUUGAAAAAAUGAGCUUUGUCAACAGUGUCAGUCCACGCCAUCAAUUGAGGCUUGUGUCCUUUUCUUAAUGAAACUAAAUUUGAGAAUGGUAGAACUAGAUCCAUAAAUUUAAUAAACACUAUGAAACACAA
Anguilla rostrata (American eel) is the source of this 1416-nucleotide messenger RNA. It is a transcript of the gene anapc16, whose product is annotated as anaphase promoting complex subunit 16. Gene Ontology annotation, cellular component: anaphase-promoting complex; cytosol; kinetochore. Bases 1 to 327 code for a protein of 108 amino acids. The record is from RefSeq and is a predicted model, not a curated record. The transcript has 3 exons. Gene Ontology annotation, biological process: protein ubiquitination. Lineage: Eukaryota; Metazoa; Chordata; Actinopteri; Anguilliformes; Anguillidae.